Messenger RNA from Folsomia candida, 766 nucleotides. RefSeq lists its product as uncharacterized. The record is from RefSeq and is a predicted model, not a curated record. Lineage: Eukaryota; Metazoa; Arthropoda; Collembola; Entomobryomorpha; Isotomidae. The transcript is spliced from 2 exons. The coding region runs from base 175 to 696 and encodes 173 amino acids.
UUAUCAAUUCGACAUUAUUCUAACAGCAAUUACCAAAAACUGUACUACACACUACAAACCAAAUCAUCAAAAUGCAAACAAAAAUAUUUUUCUUUUUUACUCUCUUCGCCGAAAUCGUGGUAUUGAAGACCAGUCAGGCAUUUCUCUGGUAUUUCUCAGUAUCUAAUUCAGCACAUGGGGGACCCGCUUUGCACCCCAGGAAACCAUUCGUCAAGUAUCAACUCCACAUCUGAUCAGGAACAAAAUUUAAUCCCUCCAAGGAACGGGCAAGAAGUUUAUUUUAGAGUGAUGGGUUUCUGGAGGAUAACGCAAUACAAUGCACUCUUCGAUCGUGCUAUCUUCUACUUGGCUGGUACUGGAAAUGAGUGCCAACAUCUUUGGUCAGAAUUAGACUACCGUUGGACGGCAACUCGACUUGGGGAUCCGCUCCAGAUCAAGAAGGAAAUUCAACUAUUCAGCGAUCCAAAUUUUAACGGAACACCUUAUAAAGUUAAUGCUUCGAUGCCAUCGAUAAUUCCUCAUGUCAGAGUUGGCUCCCUUUUUUUCAGCGGAAAUCACUCCUGGCGGUUGUUUUCCGAGCCGAAUUACAAAGGAGAAACCACCUGCUUCAGCCCGCAAGUGCAAGGAAGAGACUGGGGCAUUACGUACAAAUAUACUAAUAAUUUAAUCGUUGGCAGUGUGAAAGAAGGAUGUUAGUUAUGUUGUAAACAUUUGUUUAUGUACAUGAAAUAUAUCAAAUACAUUUUUGCAAUUAUGUAAACUCUGA